GCUGGGGAUUCUGGAACUUUGGGCAUUUGUUUGGGGUGUGUUGGUUGUUCUUGGGGUGUGGGGUUGUUGUUUUUACACCUGAUGUGAAUAGGAGAGGUGGCCGUGGAGAAGGAGGGUGACAAAGACCCAGCAACUCCCUGUGAACCCUGGAUCGUCACAGCCCCAGAGCCACUGCAGGAACAUGAAGGACUUUUUUUUUUUUUACAAACCACCGUGCCCUGGUGCUGGGACAGCGUUUAUAUUUUUCAGCCUGCCUUUCUGCUGGCACGGGUUGUCAGCACCGGGCUGCGGCUCCGGCUCCUGCCCAGCCCCGGGGGCCGGGCGGGGCGGCCCGGAGGGGCCGGGAGGGGGCCGGGCCUCCUCCGCUCCCUCGAGCCCCUUCCCCGCGCCUUGUCCCGGGCCGGCUUCUCCCCCGCCCCUUCCCAAUAAACUCGUUCAACUCCCGCGGCCGCUCCCGGCUCCUUUCGCGCCCCGUGCCGGCACCGGCUUUGGGAGGGAUCGGCGCUGGGAUCGGUGCCGGGAUCGGCGCUGGGAGGGAUCGGUGCCGGGAUCGGCGCUGGGAGGGAUCGGUGCCGGGAUCGGCGCUGGGGAGGGAUCGGAGCCGGGAUCGGCGCUGGGAGGGAUCGGCGCUGGGGAGGGAUCGGUGCCGCCGGCCCGGAACGGCCGCGCCCGGCCGCGCGUUCCGGGGGACGGCGGCGCUGCGGGAUGGGCGGGCCCGGCAUCUCCAUGGCCGCGUCCCCGGGCCGGCGCCGCCGCUGGGAACGGUACCGGGGCUGGGGCUGGGACAGGCUCUGGGAACCGUGCGGGGCCCGCCCGGCGCCGCCGCUGGGAACGGGAGCAGGCCCGGCUGAAGGCCGGCGUGGUGGAGGAGGACACCGAGGAGUGGCAGAAGGAUCCGCGUUUCGCCGGCCUGGAGAGAGUGGGAGGUGUGGAUUUAUCCUACGGCAAGGGCGACGAGAGCCGUGCCUGCGCCUCGCUGGUCGUGCUCAGCUACCCGGCCCUGGAGGUGCUGUACCAGGAUUGCCGCAUGGUGCCCGUCAGUGCCCCGUACGUGGCCGGGUUCUUGGCCUUCCGAGAGGUCCCAGUCCUGGUGGAAGCUGUGCAGAGACUUCAGCAGGAGCAGCCCCAGCUCCAGCCUCAGGUGCUUCUGGUGGAUGGGAAUGGCCUGCUCCAUCCCAGAGGAUUUGGCACAGCCUGUCACCUCGGAGUGCUGACAGACCUGCCGUGCAUUGGCGUGGCCAAGAACCUCCUGCAGGUGGAUGGCUUGGUCAGGGAUGAGCGGCACAGGGAGCAGAUUCGUUCCCUGCAGAGGUCAGGAGAGACAUUCCCACUGACAGGCACCUCGGGGAAGGUUCUGGGCAUGGCGCUGCGGAGCCACAGCAACAGCUCCAGGCCCCUCUACGUCUCCGUGGGCCACCGCGUGAGCCUGGGCACGGCCGUGCGCCUCGUCAGGGCCUGCUGCCGCUUCCGCGUCCCGGAGCCCAUCCGGCAGGCUGACAUGAGGUCCAGGGAGUACCUUCGGAAGCAGCCCUGUGCCCCGGUGGAGGCGCUGGGGGCUGUCCCUGCCAGCCCAGAGAGCAGCAAAAAGGAGGCUGAAUUGGAGGAUUAGUCUGGUGCCAGAAUAAAGUGCAGAGCUCCUCUUCGCUGGGCCCUCUCCUGCACCAGGGCUGGGUCCUGCUGGCUGCAGGAGCCCAGUGCCACCCUGAGGGGCAGCUGUGCCAGGCUGUGUCCCACAGGGCAGCACCAGCCACUGCUCAGGGAGAACCCUUGCACUGAAUUUCUCAGGGUUCCUUUUCAAGUAUUGUUAAAAUCUUCACGUAAGCAAAGACUCACGUGUAAGUUUGCAGUACCUCACUGGAGUCCUCGGGCAGCUGCAGGGGGUGAUUUACAGAGAUGCUGAGGCAUUUCCACUGCACAGCCAGCCCGUGCCUCCCCCCACACCUCUGUGGCAAAGAGCCCUCCCUUGCUGCUUCUUUUGGAGCAGCUUCCCCCUGUCCCUGCAGCCUGGGCUCUGCCCAUCCCUGGGGAGCAGCAGCCCCACUGCAGGUCCCAUUCCAGGAGCCCAGAGCCCAGGCUGGAGCUCUGGCCCAGCCCCAGCUCGGCCUGAGGAGCAGAGCCCAGAGCUUCUGUGCCCAAAUCAUCCUCGACCCUCGUCCACCCUGCAGGACCAAAGCUGCUCCCAGGGCGUGGGGUCCUGGCUGAGGCUGGCAGGUGCUUCCUGACUGUUCUGGAGCGCAGCAGGAGAUCUUGGUGCUCUGGAGGUCUUGGUGUGGCUGUGUCAGAUUCCAGCCUGAAGAGGAAGAGGGAUGCUUUCCUGGGGCUGGGGAUGGGUGCUCAGUCAGGCUCCUGUGGGCUGUUUUACCCUUGAUUUUGCAUAAAUUUGUUGUACAACUUUUGUUCUUGUCUCUGUCUUGGGGCUGCUCUGGGUGGGGAGGGCAAAGCCCAGCCCGUUGUGCCUCUGCUGUGUUGGGGAUCUGACCCAUCCCUCCUGAAACCGGGGGGAAAAGGGAGGAGGUGACAAACCCUGCUCCCCUGGGGCCAUCCGGGCAGAGCUGGGGCUGGUCCUGGCAGUGCUGGACAGGGGCAGAGGCACUGGCAGGGCACUUCCCUAAAAAGCCUUUGCUGCUAAGUUUUAAAAGGCAAAGCUGCAGCAGCUGCCAGGCCGUGCAGGAGCCGCCUCUCGGGGAGCCUGGGAGCUGUUUCACACCAGGGUUUGUGCGUGCAUGGACAGAGCCUGGCAGGGGAAAUCCACAGUGGAAGCUGCUCCUGUGGUCCUGGGGCUGUGGGGGCCGGGGCAGAGGGAGCACUGGGAGCCUGGUGCUGGCUGUGACCGGGACAGGGCUGGGGGACACCCAGGCGAGGGCCACAGGGACAGCCCUGUCCCCUCCUGAGUGGACACACAACCUCCUCUGCCACAGCCCUGUCCUGAGGAGCAGGGUGGGGACAGAGCCACAGCCGGCAGGGAUCACUUCACUCCUCAUUCCAACCCCACACAAACCAGCGACUUCUCUGGCCGUGGGGACAGUCCCCAAAGCCUGACACAAACUUAGGCACAAGUGACAGAGUGGGCAGGGGACAGCUCCUUCCUAGACCUCAUGGGCAGAACAGGGAAAUCCAUCUGGGUUUCUGGUUGUUUGGCCUGUGCUGGGAGGCCACAGGGUCAUCCCUGGCCCAUCCCAAAUUGCGGGUGAGGCGCUGCAGGUUCACCCCAGGUGUGCUGAGUGAAGCCCUGAUCGGGCUCAGCCCUGCUGGAGGAGGCUCUGUGGGAGCAGCUCCUCCAGGGUGGCCCUGGCAGAACAAGGAACCUUCAGCUUGUGGGACUGUGGCUGCUCCUGCCCCGGUGAGUGUCUGGCUUUAAUCUCAUCUUUAAUGUCUGUGGGUUUAAUCCCUGAUCUCUUGGUGAUGAGUUUUUUGUGCUUCGAGUCGGUGUUUGACCAUGAGAGAUUUGGGGUGGCCUGGCCAGGGGAGGCUCUGCCGCCAGAGCUGUGAUUUGGGUGGAAGCUUGAGGAGCUGAGGGCAGCUCUGACAGAAGUGUGAGGCUGUGGCUGUUCAGGGUCUGUCUGGGGGUGUUCCUGCUGGGGUCGGGGUGUUCUGAGCCAUGGGGGCUCCGUGUGCUCAGUGAGGGAUCCAGGGGGCACUGCUGUCCUCAGCUGCCUCUGCCCAGGGGUGAGGGAAAGUCAGGUAAAGACAAAACAGCAUAAAAAUGGUUCUGCAUCACUGGCCCGGCUUCCCCCUGCGUGAGGCUCUGAACUCCUCUGCUCCAAGUGCAGGUGAACUCAGGUGACUCUGGAUGAAGUCACCUGGGGAGGGUUCAGGAGGAGGAGGAGGAUGGUGCUGCAGGCUGAGGGCAGCCCCGGGCCCCUGUGCUCCUGGUUUGGGCUCUGCCCGAGCUGAGGGAGCUCUCCCGGCUGCCCAAACACGGGUGCUUAAAGGAAGGGACUAAUCUCCGUGUUUGGUGUCUGCUUGUGCCUCUUUGGACACAAUAAGGGAUUAACUUGGUCUUUAUCUAAUUGGUUUAUAGCCCUGGGAAGGGAAAAUCGCUUUGUAAUGCUAGAAACCUCUUAACAGAAACUCAGAGACUGGAGCCUGAGAGUCCUUUGAAAUGAACUCAUACAUGCCUUGUCGUUUUUAACUCUCUGUUUGCUGAAAAUUGGCUUUUUGUGUGUAAAGUUGGGAAUCAGAGGAAAAUACUUCUUGCUGGCUGGUUGUAAAGCUUCCUGUAAUGUCCACGGGGGUUUUCUCUUCACCAUUUCCAUCUGGGACUGGCUGGGAGUCCCUGGAGGUGUCUCAGGGCUUGGUCACCCUGCAGUGCUGCUGGGGAAUGAGCUGUGGGGCUGGAGCAGGGAUGUGGCUGCCCAUGAGGGCUCCUGGUGUCAAACUGGGGCAGAAUUGGUUUGGGGUUGGGUUUCCUGACUCCCGGGUGCUGAAUGGUUCUGCUGCAGGUUCUCUGGAUCUGCUCCCUGUUUUAUUUGGAUGCCUGGAGGUCAGGAAGGAGGAUCCCUGCACCUGCCUUGUUCCUCUGAUGCCCUGGGAGAAGGGAGAGGAGAUGCUUUGGAAUGCAAAUCUGUUUGUUCUGUGAGUUGUGAGGCAAUCUGGGUGAGCAGCUCCAUCACAGGUGUCUGAAGCUGGGUGGGAUGAGCUCCACCUCCGUGUCUGGAGCUUGUGGCAGUGGGGGUGCUGCCUGUGCAGUUUGAGCUCUGGUGACUCAGGGUUUGUAUUUUGGGAUGCUCCUGCCGAGGCCUGGGAAGUGCUUGAGUGGGAUUUCCCCCCUCCCUGCCCCCAGUUCUCAUUCCUUUUCCCUUGGCUUGGUUGGGUGGGUUUAGGAGGGGCUGUUUCCCUCCUGGCCCCCAAACCAGGUCCAGCGCCGGGUCUGAGCCGUGGUCUGGGUGCUCCCUCUGGGUGUGGAGCUGUGCCCAGGCAGCUGAGCCCCCUCCCUUCCCCAUUCCCGCAGCAUUUGGUGUUUGUGGGGCUGGCUGGGGCAGCUGUGUCCCUUGGAUCUUGGAGCAUUCCCGAGCUUUGGGCCCCAGCUCUGGCUCUAAAUGGGCAUUUUUAGUGUUGCUCCCUGCCGUGGCAGCUGAGGCCUCUUGGACGUGGUGGCUCCUGGGCAGAGCCCGGCUGUGCAGAGGGAGCUGGGGAACGUCAUGGCUCCCCUGCAGGGUUCUUUUGUUCUCUUUUUUUGUCCUUUUGUCCUCUUUUAAUUUUUAUUUUUCCUCCCUUUUGUCCUAUAAAUAGUUUCCCCCCACAACUGCUCUUUCUGUUGGUGUUGGUUGAUCCUCCCUGAUCCUCUCACCAGAGCCCCGCCAGCCCCCCGGCUUUACUUUAAGGCCCCAUUAAUUAAAAGCAAAUGAGUGGAAUUUCUCUUGACAAGCAAAUUAAUAGCAAAUGAGAUGAUUAUGAGCUGUGUCAUUAGGGUGAUGGAGCAGCUUGUGCAGGGCUCAGCCCAAAGCAAGGCAGCAAAUCCAUGGGGCAGAGAUCCGUCCUGCUGGGGGGCUGGGGCUGUGCCCCCCGAGGGAGGGGACAUGGAAGGUGCUCCCUGCCCCUCUUGGGCUACUGAGUGGAAUUUUGGUAGCCAAGGAGCCAUCGCUGCUGAGCAGGGCCGGCCAGGGGCUGGAGGAGGAGGAGGGGCAGGGCAGAGCAGGGGUGGCUGCUCUGCGGGGUCCCACGGGUGCUCUGCGGGGUCCCACGGGUGCUCUGCGGGGUCCCACGGGUGCUCUGGGGGACACGCUGGGGGUGCCUUGUCCCCGUCCUGGCAGCCCGGUCAGCUUUAGGCUGUGAAGCCAGCCCGUGAUGAGUUCCUGGGCUGGUUCCACUCGGGACUCGCUGCAGGCUGUUUCCUUAGGAAUUCGCUUUUCCCUGCUUUUCUCGGGCUGCCAGCCCGGCUGUGCCGAGCCCGGCCGGUCACCGCUCACCCGGGAGCUCCAGCGUGGGGCCAGGGAUUUAUCUGGUGGUGCUUUUGUGUUCGGGGGAGCUCCCGGUGAGGGAGGCUCUGCCCGCCUCUCCUGUUGUGACUGGGGCCGGCUUUGGGAGAGGGAACAGCUCCGGGCUGC
Molecule: messenger RNA, 6047 nt
Organism: Prinia subflava (tawny-flanked prinia)
Lineage: Eukaryota; Metazoa; Chordata; Aves; Passeriformes; Cisticolidae
Gene: ENDOV
Product: endonuclease V
Exons: 9
Coding region: 182-1609 (475 amino acids)
Biological process (GO): DNA repair
Cellular component (GO): cytoplasm; nucleolus
Molecular function (GO): RNA endonuclease activity producing 5'-phosphomonoesters, hydrolytic mechanism; single-stranded RNA binding
Source: RefSeq, a predicted model, not a curated record